CACAUACCGUGUGCUAUCAGGUUCCCAGAGGGGAUAGGAAAGCUCAGUCUGUCAAAAUCCUCCUGUCUCCCAGCUCGCAGUUCAGUGCUCUGUGCCAUCAGCUCACACGUACAGGCUGAAAGUGUGGGCAGUUGUUGUCCUGAGCUUCAGCUGGUUCGCUCUGCUGGUGCUUGGCUUGGUCCAGGACUGCAAGAAGGCUUUUCUCUGGAACCGUCCAUGGAUGCUGUUCCCACUUCAAGUGGCAUGCCACGGCCGGCGUUGCACCGUGUAUCCUGGGCUCGGGGAAUGGAGCACAAAGGUUAUGCUUGCCGUAAUAUCUCCACCUCCACUGCUCUUCAGACUAGAACCCACGUUAGCUGUGAUAUCAAAGGAGAUGUUGCAGUUGUACGCUUCAACACACCAAAUUCAAAGGUGAACACUCUAUCCAGACAAUUGAGCUCAGAGUUUACUGAUGUAAUGAAUGAGAUCUGGGCCAAUGAAGCUGUCAAAAGUGCUGUCCUCAUCUCUUCAAAACCAGGCUCUUUCAUUGCUGGAGCAGAUAUUGACAUGAUUGAAGCCUGCAAGACUUCUCAGGAAGUGACUCAGCUCUCUCAGGAAGGACAGAAGAUGCUAGAAAAAAUUGAGCAGUCUCCAAAGCCCGUAGUUGCUGCCAUCAGUGGCUCCUGCCUGGGAGGAGGACUGGAGGUUGCCAUUGCCUGUCACUACAGAAUAGCAACAAAGGACAAGAAAACAAUCUUGGGAACACCUGAAGUGUUACUGGGUCUCCUGCCGGGGGCAGGGGCUACUCAGAGGCUGCCGAAGAUGGUGGGACUUCCUGCUGCCUUUGAUAUGAUGCUGACUGGAAGGAACAUCCGUGCUGACAGAGCAAAGAAGAUGGGUCUGGUUGACCAGCUGGUGGACCCUCUAGGGCCAGGUAUGAAGGCUCCGGAAGCACGAACAAUUGAGUACUUGGAGGAGGUAGCGAUUGGCUUUGCCAGAGGACUAGCCAACAGGACUGUGUCUGCCAAAAGAUCGAAAGGGCUAAUACAGAAGAUAACAGACUAUGCUAUGGCUCUUCCAUUUGUGAGGCGGCAAGUCUACAAGACAGUGGAGAACAAAGUUCAGAAGCAAACCAAAGGACUCUACCCUGCUCCACUAAAGAUCAUUGAGGUUGUAAAGACUGGUCUUGAUCAGGGGCAUGAUGCUGGAUACCUCAUUGAGUCCCAGAGCUUUGGUCAACUUGCAGUGACUAAGGAAGCCAAGGCGCUGAUUGGACUUUACCACGGGCAGGUGCGCUGCAAGAAGAACAAGUUCGGAACACCUCAGCGAGAGGUCAAGACUCUGGCAGUGCUGGGAGCAGGGCUCAUGGGAGCUGGGAUCGCACAGGUUUCAGUGGAUAAGGGACUGAAGACCAUUCUGAAGGACACAGCACAGCAAGGCUUGGACAGAGGACAGCAGCAGGUCUUCAAGGGGCUGAACAGCAAGGUGAAGAAGAAGAGUUUGACAUCGUUUGAGCGGGACUCCAUUCUCAGCAACCUGACGGGCCAGCUGGACUACAAGGGCUUUGAGAAGGCAGACAUGGUGAUUGAGGCUGUGUUCGAGGACAUUAACAUCAAGCACAAAGUGCUGAAGGAAGUGGAGGCUGUGAUCCCUGCUCACUGUAUCUUUGCCAGUAACACAUCUGCCCUCCCGAUCAGCCAAAUUGCUGCUGUUAGCAAGAGGCCAGAGAAGGUGAUCGGGAUGCACUACUUCUCCCCUGUUGACAGAAUGCAGCUGCUGGAAAUCAUCACCACAGACAAAACAUCCCAGGACACUGCUGCUUCUGCUGUUGCUGUUGGCCUCAAACAGGGCAAGGUCGUCAUCGUUGUAAAGGAUGGGCCUGGCUUCUACACCACUAGGUGCCUAGGGCCGAUGCUGGCAGAAGUGGUCCGAGUUCUCCAGGAGGGCAUUGACCCAAAGAAAAUAGAUGCCAUCUCUACAGCCUUCGGCUUUCCUGUGGGUGCUGCCACGCUGAUCGACGAGGUGGGUGUGGAUGUGGCUACACAUGUGGCUGAGGACCUUGGCAAGGCCUUUGGCGAGCGCUUCGGAGGAGGCAGCAUCGAGUUGUUCAAGCUAAUGGUGGAAAAAGGCUUCUUAGGUCGCAAGGCAGGGAAAGGCUUUUAUGUUUACCAAGAGGGGGUGAAGAACAGGAGCUUGAAUUCUGGCAUGGAUGAGAUCUUGGCACGGUUCAAAGUGCCAGCCAAACCUGAAGUCUGCACUGAUGAGGACAUCCAGAUGCGCUUGGUGACGAGGUUUGUGAACGAGGCAGCCAUGUGCCUGCAGGAAGGGAUCCUCAGCAACCCUGUGGAGGGAGAUAUUGGUGCUGUGUUCGGCUUGGGCUUCCCACCAUGUCUGGGAGGUCCCUUCAGGUACGCAGACUCCUACGGAGCCAAGCAGCUGGUGGACAAGCUGCGGAAGUACGAGGCCGUCUACGGCAGCCAGUUCACGCCGUGCCAGCUGCUGCUGGACUACGCCAACAGCCCAAGCAAGAAAUUCCACCAGUGAGCGUGGCCCGACGCUGCCUGACCGCAACACACCGACAGCUCGAGCUGGAGCCACCGGCUCUCCAGCGACACCCCAUUCUCUGUAGGUUAAUCUGCAAAGCACCCGGGGGAGGCAGGGAAGGAAGGAAGGUGGUAACAGGUUGCCUCGUGGCUUCUAGUCAUUUCAAGUGCCUUAUCAGCUACUCUGUGUUGGGCACGUCCGUCCCCUGCCAGCGCGGGCCUGGUGGCUCCUUGCUGGAAGAGAGAAUUUCUUCUGCGUCCACCUCCAUGCUGCGACCUCCAAAGCUCCGGGUCUGGCAGGCACCAUCCAGCACGCAGCUGGCCCUGAGGGCCUGCCUUUCCGUAAACCUCCAACAAAAUAAAUCCCCGUCUCCUAGGUUUGGACUCCAUGCCUGCUUCUCCCAUCUCUCUGGGGCAGCAGCCUCUCGGCGCCGAGGAAGGGAACAGCUCGAGUCGGAAAUAAAGCAUUCAGGCAAUC
This is a messenger RNA of Aquila chrysaetos chrysaetos, 3000 nucleotides long. RefSeq names its product hydroxyacyl-CoA dehydrogenase trifunctional multienzyme complex subunit alpha (gene HADHA). The record is from RefSeq and is a predicted model, not a curated record. Gene Ontology annotation, biological process: fatty acid beta-oxidation. Lineage: Eukaryota; Metazoa; Chordata; Aves; Accipitriformes; Accipitridae. The transcript has 21 exons. Gene Ontology annotation, molecular function: long-chain (3S)-3-hydroxyacyl-CoA dehydrogenase (NAD+) activity; enoyl-CoA hydratase activity; NAD+ binding. Gene Ontology annotation, cellular component: mitochondrion; mitochondrial fatty acid beta-oxidation multienzyme complex. The coding region runs from base 217 to 2523 and encodes 768 amino acids.